Molecule: messenger RNA, 429 nt
Organism: Brugia pahangi
Lineage: Eukaryota; Metazoa; Nematoda; Chromadorea; Rhabditida; Onchocercidae
Source: the annotation of a GenBank genome assembly
AUGCAAAUUUUGAUUAUUCUUGCUGCAUUCUCGACAUGCUACACACUUGCAUUUCUACAACAAACAAUUGCUAUUCGAGGACAAUUAAUGUGUGGUGCAAAAGCAUUGGAUGAUGCUCGAAUUGAAGUAUGGAAUAAAAAUAAACUUGGUGUUGAUGAUCGACUGAUCAAUACAAGAACGAAUAAUGCAGGUCAUUUUGAGGCUAUUGGUGCAUUUUUUCAUAUUAAACCAUAUAUGAAGAUAUAUCAUACUUGCGACCGUGAUACCAACAUACUUGGAAUGCAAUUCAAAAAACCAGGUAGUCGUACAGUUAAAUGGACAAUUCCAUCACGAUUUGUUGAUCGUUCAGGCAAAGUUGGAGAAUUCUUUGACAUUGGUAUUGUAAAUAUGCAAAUAAUUUUUCCUAAAGAAGUGAUAAAAUAUUUGUAA